Messenger RNA from Habropoda laboriosa, 2169 nucleotides. RefSeq names its product cytochrome b5 reductase 4. The record is from RefSeq and is a predicted model, not a curated record. Bases 226 to 1977 code for a protein of 583 amino acids. Gene Ontology annotation, biological process: superoxide metabolic process; generation of precursor metabolites and energy. The transcript has 11 exons. Lineage: Eukaryota; Metazoa; Arthropoda; Insecta; Hymenoptera; Apidae. Gene Ontology annotation, cellular component: endoplasmic reticulum. Gene Ontology annotation, molecular function: heme binding; oxidoreductase activity.
GCUCAUUAUCCUUGGUGAUUUUAUUAUUGGCUGCGUCUCGUGCCGAGUUAACGACGUGGCGGUAUAGUGCACGGUGAGACUGGCUCCUACGUCCUCCGAGCUGACAUGCGGCUCACGAUCGCCGAUCGCCUUUUUGAGAUUCGAUCCGUUAUACUAUGGCAUAGUUCAUGCUGAGGGGACCGUAAGUCGUUUUUCGAACUGCAAUUAAAAGACUCGAGGUGAGAGAUGAAGAAAGGUCUGCGUCAGGAACAAGCGAGAAAAGAUGAUACAGAGGCGAAGGACGAUGCGAAGGAUAUUCAGGAGAAGAUGAAGAAGGUGGACAUGAAAUCUUCCUCGUCUGCCACCAGUGUUCUGGCGAAGAAGGCGGUAUUGUUGCCCAGUGGAGUUGCUAGAGUGAAGCAAUUCCAUGAGGCCAGGGCAGUUAGUCAAAUGGGAUCGUCGUCAUCAGGCUCAGCUACCGGUAAUCCUCGAAAUAAAACAGCGUUAGCACCAGGCCACAGUUUGAUGGAUUGGAUUCGUCUGGGAAAUUCUGGCGUCGAUUUGACCGGCGUCGGUGGCGUCUCUCGAGUUGUAACCUUGUCAGAAUUGGCCAGUCAUAAUAAGCAAAAUGACGCUUGGAUCGCGAUUCGAGGAAUCGUGUUCAACGUGACGCGUUACAUGGACUUCCAUCCAGGCGGUAUCAGCGAGUUGAUGAGAGGCGUCGGUAAAGAUGCCACGAAGCUCUUCGAAAGCGUGCACGCUUGGGUCAACUAUCAGAGUAUCCUUCAGAAAUGCGUGGUUGGAAGGCUGAGCCGUGGCUCUGUGAGCGGUACCACGUCCUCGCCGACAGAAAACGCCGUCUCGAGCACGACCAAUUGUUCCUCAGCGACGUUGAACCUGAUAACAAGUUGCACGAUUCAUAACGCCAGCCAGGAGAGCGUCUCGGACAGUGGUAUAUCCAGCACAAAGAUGGACUGGAGGCAGACAACAAACUCAAUCACACUGUUCUAUCAAACUUUGCGCGAUUAUCCAGGAGUCUGUUACCAAUUAUGCAGGCUACAAGACUCGAAAUUACUGUUCAAACUGUUUUUCGAGAAGGAUAUAAUAGUUCACGAGUUAGAAAUGGCUGCAGACGUAGAAUGGCCGCCUGUUUGCAGCAGAAACUUCGACACGAUGGAGGUCGAUUUCACGUUCACGAAGAAGAAGAAGGAGAUAUGGAAGUCUCAGGGUACCCAAACGGUAUCCAGAGAGACGAAUAGGAACAGUCGAACGUACAAAGAGUACGAAGUACUUACGAAUAAAUCGCUUUCUAAGUUAGUUCACCUGUUAGUCGUCCGAGCGAAAGAUUUCAUGGAGUUGGUACCAAUUGGCAGGCACGUAGAGGCCAAAAUGAACGUCAUGGGAAUGGAAGUAUCAAGAUCGUACACGCCAGUCCCACCGUGCCUUCAUCCCGACGACACGGCGCCAAAUUACAAAUCAGACUGCCUCUGUCUGAUGAUCAAGAAGUACCAAAAUGGCGCGCUCAGUCCGUCCAUAACCGCCCUUCAGAUCGGCCAGACCUUCUCCUUGAGCAAUGCUUUAGGUGCCUUCGUAGUAGAAUCCUUCGAUCGUUACACGGUCGUUCACAUGCUCGCGGGUGGCACAGGGUUAACAGCGAUGCUUGGCAUCGUUCAACGAGCCUUGGCUAGGCGCACUGUGAAGAUCAUAAAUCUACUUAAUUUCAACAAGGACGAAGACAACAUGUUCUACGUGGCGCAGCUUGAGAAAGUCAGCGCGGACAAAAAAUUGAAAGUUACACAUAUCCUCUCGCAGCCAGGAAGCACGUGGACAGGUAGACGUGGCACACUAUCAGACGAUUUACUAAAAGAAUUAAUCGCGGAGAGUGCUCCAGACGCGUGUGUUUUCACGUGUGGGACCGCUGGAUUCAUACAAUCCGCGAAAAAAUCUCUUCAGAAACUCGACUGGAAGCCCUACCAGAUGUACGAUUUCGACGAUUAGCCAGUAUUCAUCGAAAGUGUGUCCUCGUUUUUGAUACCAGCAUCGGCGUGGAACGCGUGGAAAACGCUGAUAGUUAAGUUUUCAUUCGUGGAAACGAUCACACGUGUCGUGCUAUCGAAUUUUUAAACAGCCUUUUGGAUACUUUUACUCCUAUUUCCGCCCACAGUCUCAGUGUUGUGCGUGCGUGCUGCA